CGGCCGCGGGACUGGACGGUGUCGGUGGCCGGGGAGCUGCUCCUGAGCCUGGCCCGGCCCGGGCUGUGUACCGGGACCAUGGAGGACAUCAUGACGGAGAAGAAAGCGGAGGAGAGUCACCGGCAGGACAGCGCCAACCUCCUGAUCUUCAUCCUCCUGCUGACCCUCACCAUUCUCAGCAUCUGGCUCUUCAAACAUCGCCGCUUCCGCUUUCUGCAUGAGACUGGGCUGGCCAUGAUCUACGGGCUGCUGGUGGGAGUUGUUCUCCGAUAUGGGAUCCACGUUCCCACAGAUGUCAAUAACGUGACCCUGAGCUGUGAGCUGGAGGAUAGCCCCGCCACCUUAUUAAUUAAUGUCAGUGGGAAGAUUUAUGAAUACACGUUGAAAAAUGAAAUAAAUCCUAAGGAUAUUAAUAAUGUGCAAGAUAAUGAGAUGCUGCAAAAGGUGACCUUUGACCCUGAGGUGUUCUUUAACAUCUUGCUGCCACCCAUUAUAUUUUAUGCAGGUUACAGUCUGAAACGGCGGCAUUUCUUCCGGAAUUUAGGCUCCAUUUUAGCCUACGCUUUCAUUGGGACCGUCAUUUCCUGCAUUGUCAUUGGGUUGAUUAUGUACGGCUGUGUCAAGCUGAUGGCUCUGAUUGGUCAACUGAGCGGGGACUUUUAUUUCACAGACUGCCUGCUCUUUGGGGCUUUUAUUUCUGCAACUGACCCAGUGACUGUGCUUGCAAUAUUCAAUGAACUACAGGCUGAUGUGGACCUGUACGCCCUGUUGUUUGGAGAAAGUGUGCUGAAUGAUGCUGUUGCCAUUGUCCUGUCUUCGUCGAUUGUGGCAUAUCAGCCGGUGGGAGUCAGUUCUCAUAAUUUUGACGUGGCUGCAAUGUUCAAGUCAUUUGGAUUAUUUCUCGGAAUAUUCAGUGGAUCAUUUGCACUGGGAUCAGCGACAGGAGUGGUCACUGCACUGGUUACAAAAUUCACAAAGCUAAGAGAUUUCCAGUUACUGGAGACAGCUCUUUUCUUCCUGAUGUCAUGGAGCACUUUUCUAUUGGCUGAAGCAUGUGGAUUUACUGGAGUGGUUGCUGUCCUGUUCUGUGGGAUCACUCAAGCUCACUAUACCUACAAUAACCUCUCUCCAGAAUCCCGGAUCCGCACAAAACAGUUAUUUGAACUCCUCAAUUUCUUAGCAGAAAAUUUUAUCUUUUCCUACAUGGGGUUAACUCUCUUCACCUUUGAGAGCCACAUCUUCAAUCCCACCUUCAUAAUCGCAGCUUUUCUGGCUGUGUUCCUUGGGAGAGCUGCUAAUAUUUACCCACUUUCUUUCCUCCUGAACCUGGGCCGGAGAAAAAAGAUUGGCUCCAACCUGCAGCACAUGAUGAUGUUUGCAGGCCUGAGAGGGGCCAUGGCAUUUGCCUUGGCCAUUCGUGACACUGCUACCUACGCACGUCAAAUGAUGUUCAGUACGACACUGUUAAUUGUCUUCUUCACCGUCUGGGUCUUUGGUGGAGGAACGACACAAAUGUUGUCAUGGCUUCGAAUCAGAGUGGGUGUUGAUCCUGACCAAGAUCAGUCUGCAAAUAUUGAUCAUUCACAACAGGAUGUCCCUGAAGGAGAGCAGAGGAACACAAAAGCCGAGAGUGCCUGGCUUUUCCGGCUGUGGUAUACAUUCGAUCACAAUUAUUUGAAGCCGAUUUUAACACACAGCGGCCCUCCUCUCAGCGCCACGUUACCUGGGUGUUGUGGACCAAUCGCUAGGUUCCUGACCAGCCCAUUGGCUUAUGAGAACCAGGAGCAGCUGAAGGAUGAUGAUUCUGACUUGAUUCUGAAUGAUGGGGACAUCAGUUUGACAUAUGGAGACUCCACCCUAACCACUGCUGACUCCAGCAACACUAGCACCUCUGAUCACAGGAACCUCAUUCAUAACCUGGAAGAUGCCCAUGAACAGGAGCUGGCUUUGGGAGAGCAUGAGCUGGUAAUUCGAGGGACCAGGCUGGUCCUCCCAGUGGGCAACACCGAACCUGCCCUUAACCUAAAGCUGACCGAGAAUUCUGGACCUCACCUGAUGUGAGCUGUCCAGUCAGAGGCUUUGUUCAUCCUCUUUGCACCUACUCCUGGACCCUGCAGCUUGGUAAUGACGUUGCAUGUCAAGAGUUGGAUAUGUUGCUAUUUAAUCUACUUUGAGCCAGAGUGUUUGAAGGAUUAAAUGUUAAUCAAAGGGGGAGCAGAGAGACAGGAGGAUGUAUUUAUAAAUAUGAAUGGAUUGUAUUUAUGACAAACUAUGUCUCCAUUUAGCUCCUUUUCUUUUUAAACAGUCUGCCCUCCUAACAACACAUCAUAUUAACAAGGAUGGAUCCGGUAACUUGUUGACUAGUUGAUGACUUUGAAAUAGUUUGAAUUUUAUUGCACAGCUCGGUUAGAAAGAAAUAGUUUGUUUGGUUAACACUGAGGGCCUCUGGCAGCCUGCUCAAUCACAUCGAAUUAAACCUGGAUCACUCUGGAGAUCCUAUCAUGUUGAGUGUGUCAGAAUCAGUGUUUCAUUCUGCUCCAUGUCCAGUCUGGUUUUAUAAUCAGUCAAACCUUUCCAGAUGGAAGAGAUAUUUUUGUUGCUUUGAUGCUGUUCUGAUUGUUACAUUGGUGCCGAUUAUUUACUUGAUGCCAGUUCCCAUCUAAGGUUUUGCUGUUGACUGGCAGAUUGUGUGUUUUAAUUUCAGUGGGGCAGGAGUGGAUGAUAUUUGCAUUUGAUUGAAGGAUUCGUACAGUCACUCUCUAAUCAUUCCCAUUGCUGGCACUCAGACUCUGGGGCUUUUUAUUAUUUAUUUACGGGAUGUGGGAGUCAUUGGCUGGGCCCAGCAUUUAUUGCCCAUCCCUAAUUGCCCCUUGAGAAGGUGGUGGUGAGCUGCCUUCUUGAAC
Molecule: messenger RNA, 2903 nt
Organism: Carcharodon carcharias (great white shark)
Lineage: Eukaryota; Metazoa; Chordata; Chondrichthyes; Lamniformes; Lamnidae
Gene: slc9a6a
Product: solute carrier family 9 member A6a
Exons: 16
Coding region: 79-2061 (660 amino acids)
Biological process (GO): sodium ion transport; regulation of pH; proton transmembrane transport
Cellular component (GO): recycling endosome; membrane
Molecular function (GO): sodium:proton antiporter activity
Source: RefSeq, a predicted model, not a curated record